GGCGUUUGCGCACGUCACACAAAAUAGUAGAUCUACAUGCACGCUAACCUGUCUUUUAGGUUAUGAAAAUAACACCGGCAACAGUUAUAUUUUACAAGUGAGGCUGGAGUUAGCGGAAACUCAGUUUGACGCUUGCUGGGUGUUGCACUUCCUCUUCGGGGGGGUCGCUGAAAGCUGAGGCCUUCUGAGGACGCCGACAUGCCGAGGCUCAUAGAUUCACUGCAGUCUGGACUGGACUUCCUUGACUUUCUGGGAAACCGAUUGUCCAGAUACAAAAAAAUAGAGCUGCGAGAAAUCUAUAACACCGAGUUUAGGUUCAGAGAAGGAGCAAAACAUCCCAACUUUUCCAAUGUUGUUUUUGCUCUUAUGAAAUUCAACCAUGUCUACCUAAAAAAGGGGAAACUCUACAGAAAUGUCGAUCCUAAUGUCAGGGUGUCCUCUGACCAGCGGUCUCCCCCCAAACCCCGCCAUAGAGCUCAGGGGAAAACAGAGUCAGCUCCUCGCCCUGCACCAAACCCAGAUCCUGGGCUGUCCCCCAAGAAGAAGCCAGCAGCAGAAAUCCUCCAAAGGAUGAAGACCAACAGGAAAGGAAUGAUUUCCGAUAAGGGGGGAAUUAAAAUCGAAUCAGACCCGAAAGGAAGUGAUGGGGAAGUUCAUCUUUCUGUUGCUUUUGAAAAGCAGCCAUUUGUCAUUAAGUUCACCAUUCAAAACACUGGGCCACACAUGGUCAACUUCAUCAACUACACAGUCCUAGACAGAGUUCGCUGUUUCAACUUAAAUGAUCAAAGGAAAGUGACUAAAGCCAACCCACUGCUCCUGUGUCCUGGUGAAAGCUAUGAUGUUUCUGUUUGUUACAUCCUUAACGAGUGCGGAUAUUUCCCAGCCACAGUCUACUUUGAGUUCCAGCUGGACCAGCCAAAGCCAGUGACCUUUUGUAUUGUCAGGGAGAUAAAAGCAGAGGUAAAGACCUCGCUAGGGGCCGAACUGGGACCUGUAUCUCCAUAUAAACGUUUUCAGAAAGUCAAAUCCAAACCAGCGUUUAGAGAGGUGGUUGAGGGAUUCCCACCGCCAAGUUCUACUGUUCAGCAAAUGGAAACCAUCGUGAAAUUAGGAGAUAACAAGUACUCCAACUUCCUGAAAGAACUGGCCCGUACACAAAUGGAGGAUUCCAAUUACCUUUCUCCAACUGCCAGACAGCAACUUGCACCAUUAAAGAAGCUUCUUCAGUCUUCUUUAGACAUGAAGAACUACUCCCGUCGGUUUCACCUUCUGCUUCACUUGGAAGAGAUACAGAUGGAAGUGGACAUUGGAAACUAUGACCUCCACAAUCAAACCAUGACCAAAGAUCAAGGCAACGGGAAACUUCUCACACUCAAAGUUCCUGGUGUUGCUGAAAAUCGUCCUUCUGUCCUGCGAGGAGACUGUCUGAAGGUGACAAAAUCUCAGCAGACGGGCUAUUCAGUCACGGUGUACAAUGGAUAUGUUCACAGAGUAGAGCUGGACAGGGUAAAGCUGGGCUUCUCCAAAAGGUUGUUGGAUACUUUUCUCCCCAAUAUGAAGUUUGACGUGGAGUUCACCAUCAACAGGUUGACCAUGAAGCUGCAGCAUCGAGCAGUGGACCUGGCAGUAAAACACGAGCUCGGGGAGAUGCUUUUCCCUUCUGAUACAGCAGUACCAAGUUUUUCUAUCACUAAACUAAGCAUGUUUAACCGCAAACUAGAAAACAACCCGCAGCAGCGUAAAGCAGUGGAACACAUCAUUGCUGGAUCAUCAAAGCCUGCUCCCUACAUCAUCUUUGGGCCACCUGGAACUGGAAAGACAAUCACUGUGGUUGAGGCGAUUAAUCAGGUUACCAGGGUAGACCCAUCUUCACACAUCCUUGCAUGUGCACCUUCAAACAGUGCAUGUGACCUGCUUUGUGAGAGGCUGAAAGCUCACCUCAACUCCAAUCAGCUGUACCGCAUGUACGCCAGUAGCAGAGACCCAAACACUGUCCCACCAGGCCUACUGAAACACAGCAACUGGGAUGAAAAAAACGAUUGUUUUGUUUUUCCAAAGAAGGAAUUUCUGAUGAAAUAUAAAGUUAUUGUGACAACUCUGUUCACAGCAGGCAGGUUUGUGACUGGAGGGGUUCCUGUUGGACAUUUUUCUCAUGUGUUUGUGGAUGAAGCUGGUCAAGCAGAAGAGCCACAGUGCAUUAUUGCAAUUGCAGGUUUGCUCUCUCCAAAAAACGGUCAGCUGGUAUUCGCAGGAGAUCCCAAACAGCUGGGACCAAUCAUUCGAUCUUCUCAUGCCCUACAGUCUGGUCUUGGUCUUUCUCUGUUGGAGAGGCUGAUGAAUCGUAAACCUUAUCAGGAUCUUGAUUCUCGUUUUGUCACAAAACUGCUGCAGAACUACAGAUCGCAUGCUGCCAUUCUGAAGAUCCCCAACGAGCUGUUCUACAACGAUGAAUUGCAGGUUUUUGCAGACCAGUUGGAGCGUGAAACUUAUUGCAACUGGGAAGCCCUUCCCCAAAAGGGUUUCCCAGUGAUUUUCCAUGGUGUGCUGGGAAAAGAUGAAAGAGAAGCCAAUAGUCCAUCUUUCUUCAAUGUGUCAGAGAUCGAGACGCUGGUCAUGUAUCUCAACACGCUGGAGCAAACGCAGGGAAAGAAGGGUCUUCCGCAGCUGUCUGCCAAAGACAUCGGGAUAAUCACCCCCUACAGGAAACAAGUUGAGAAAAUCAGAAAGGCGCUGAAGUCUCUGAAAACACUGAAAGACCUCAAAGAACUCCAGGUAGGAUCUGUCGAGGAGUUUCAGGGCCAGGAGAAAAAGAUCAUCAUAAUCUCCACAGUGCGUAGCAGUCUCAGCUACGUUAAGAUGGACACAGACUUUAAUAUAGGGUUCCUUUCAAAUGAAAAGAGGUUCAACGUGGCCAUGACAAGAGCAAAGUCUCUUCUUAUAGUCAUAGGGAACCCUGUGAUCCUCAGAAAGGACCCUGUAUGGCAGAAAUUUAUCCACUACUGUGUGGAGAUGAAGGGCUACAAAGGUGUUGAUUUCAAUAAUGUGGAUGAGGAAGAUCUCUUUGAGGCCAAAAUGGCAGCCCUGAAAAUCACUGACUCUGAAUGUCCUGCUGAAGAGAUGAGUGUCUUCCAGCAGCAUGUGGAUCCUGGAUGGAAGAAUGAACAUUAGACUCUCAAAUUUUCAACUGCAUCUUUUUAAAGGACAGAGAUUUUUGUUCCAACGAGAUGUCUAGCAAAUCUUCUCCUUUCCCCCUCUCCUUCUGCAUCUAUUGUAGCGCACACAAUUUAAAGUGUAUUUAAAGGAAAUUAUGCAAGUAGGUUUGACUUUUUACACCUUUUGACCCUUCAGUCUUUAAAAAAAGCACAAAUAAAUAUUGCUACACAGAUCAAGAUGUUAAUUUCUUCCACUGAUACAUAUCACUUUUUCCUCACUGAUGCUCUCACUUGUCAAGCCUUACUCAUGAACUUUCUAUGCAUUUCUUAUCUAAGGGCUAAACAUGAAUAAACUUUUUUGAAACACUGUACAUUAAA
Cyprinodon tularosa is the source of this 3530-nucleotide messenger RNA. It is a transcript of the gene mov10a, whose product is annotated as Mov10 RISC complex RNA helicase a. Gene Ontology annotation, molecular function: 5'-3' RNA helicase activity; RNA binding. The transcript is spliced from 22 exons. The record is from RefSeq and is a predicted model, not a curated record. Lineage: Eukaryota; Metazoa; Chordata; Actinopteri; Cyprinodontiformes; Cyprinodontidae. Bases 199 to 3168 code for a protein of 989 amino acids.